This is a messenger RNA of Bacidia gigantensis, 3072 nucleotides long. RefSeq lists its product as uncharacterized. NCBI's taxonomy places the organism in Eukaryota, Fungi, Ascomycota, Lecanoromycetes, Lecanorales, Ramalinaceae. The record is from RefSeq and is a predicted model, not a curated record. Gene Ontology annotation, cellular component: nucleus. Gene Ontology annotation, biological process: nuclear-transcribed mRNA catabolic process. Gene Ontology annotation, molecular function: zinc ion binding; 5'-3' RNA exonuclease activity; RNA binding. Bases 1 to 3072 code for a protein of 1023 amino acids. The transcript has 3 exons.
AUGGGUGUUCCAGCGCUCUUUCGCUGGCUGUCCUCGAAAUACCCCAAGAUUGUCUCACAAGUCAUCGAACACAAGGCUGAAAAUAUUGAUGGCAAUGAAGUCCCGGUGGACAUUACCCAACCUAAUCCUAAUGGAGAGGAAUUCGAUAAUCUAUACCUUGACAUGAAUGGUAUAGUGCAUCCGUGCUCGCAUCCAGAAGACCGACCUCCGCCCGCAAACGAGGAAGAGAUGAUGUUGGCUAUCUUCAAAUACACUGAUCGUGUGGUGAAUAUGGUACGGCCGAGGAAGAUUUUGAUGAUCGCCGUCGAUGGUGUAGCUCCUCGUGCGAAGAUGAACCAGCAGCGAUCAAGACGCUUCAGGUCCGCCAAAGAGGCCAAAGAAAAAGACGAAGACAAAGAGGAGCUGAUGAAGAUGCUCAAGUCACAAAAUGGAGGUCAAUUUGACGAAGGUGCUAUGGCUACGGCGCAAAAAAAAACGUGGGAUAGCAAUGCCAUUACGCCAGGCACCCCUUUCAUGGACAUUCUAGCUGCGAGUCUGCGAUAUUGGUGCGCCUACAAAGCCAACACAGAUCCUGGUUGGGCGAAGCUUAAAGUCAUCAUAUCAGAUGCGACUGUCCCUGGCGAAGGAGAGCACAAGAUUAUGCAAUUUGUCCGAUCACAACGAUCAUCUCCUAAGCAUGAUCCUAACACAAAGCAUGUCAUAUAUGGACUUGAUGCAGAUUUGAUAAUGCUUGGUCUCGCGACGCAUGAGCCCCACUUCCGUGUCUUGCGUGAAGACGUUUUCUUUCAAGAAUCCAAGGCUCGGACUUGCCACAUCUGUGGUCAGAAGGGUCAUAUUGCGGAAGCCUGCAAAGGACAAGCAGCGCCCAAAGAGGGUGACUUUGACGAGAAAGACAAAGCUCUUGGUGACAAACCUUUCAUAUGGCUUCAUGUCGCAGUCUUGCGUGAAUAUUUGGAAGUAGAACUUGAAGUUCCUGGACAGCGCAUGAGAUUUGAUCUUGAAAGAGCACUUGAUGAUUGGAUUUUUAUGUGUUUUUUCGUUGGUAACGAUUUCCUUCCUCAUCUCCCCAGUCUUGACAUCAGAGAAAAUGGUAUCGAUACGCUCAUUGCGAUCUGGAGAGACAACAUCAAUCAGAUGGGCUCAUACUUAACCAAAGAUGGCAAGGUAGACCUUCAGCGUGCACAAUUUAUUCUUGAUGGUCUUGCGAAGCAGGAAGAUGCCAUCUUUCGCCGUCGUAAACAAGCCGAAGAUAGGAAGGAUGACAGGGCAAAGAGACGAAAACUUGAUGAUGAUAGACGGAAAAGCGACCGCGGCCAAUCCAAUGGCCAUGGUUCCCAGCCUUCGGGAAGGCGAGGCUCACCAGAUUACAGCAAUCCAGGAAGUACAGGGAAACGUAAAAGUAUGGACCCAACAGUAGCACCACCAGACCUUCCUCUGUUCGUACCAGGCUCCCGCAAUCCAAGCAAAGAAGAACGUGCGAUUACGCAUGAGAUGGUUGUGAAUCGCGGUGCGGUCUACAAAGCAAAUCAAGCCAACAAAAGUGCUGCUGCCGUUCUCAAGAGUCAACUACUUAACGGCAGCUCGAUCCAAGAUUCCUCAGAAUUGGAAUCCACUGGUGAGGCUGGUGACGAACGCUCUGGAGACUCAAGAGCAGAUCCCGAGGCUAGUGAUGCUCCUGUAUCUGCGUCUAAGAAACGGAAGGCUGAAAUGAUCGAGGACGAUGCGGAAACUGUCGGUCGCAAAGUUCCUGAUGGGGCAGCCGCGAAAGGGGCAGAUCCAGAUGACCCACCGCCCGAUACUGUGCGGCUUUGGGAUGAGGGUUACGCUGAUCGGUAUUAUGAGCAGAAGUUCAAAGUUGACCCAAAAGACAUUGCGUUCCGAAACCAAGUCGCCAGAGACUAUGUCGAAGGCCUCGCUUGGGUGCUUCUAUACUAUUUACAGGGCUGCCCUUCCUGGACCUGGUACUAUCCUCACCACUAUGCUCCCUUCGCUGCCGACUUCGUUGAUCUCAGCGACAUGAAGAUUGAAUUCAGCAAAGGGAAGCCUUUCAAGCCCUUUGAGCAAUUGAUGGGCGUCCUGCCAGCCGCGUCUAACCAUGCUAUUCCAGAGGUCUUCUGGCCUUUAAUGGAAGAUCCAGAAAGCGAAAUCAUCGACUUCUACCCAGCAGAAUUUCCGAUUGAUCUCAACGGUAAGAAAUUCGCGUGGCAGGGGGUUGCCCUUCUUCCAUUCAUUGAUGAGAAACGACUUCUCGAUGCGAUGGCGACGAAGUAUCCACUUCUCUCGGCUGAAGAUGUUGCGAGGAAUGGAUUAGGAAAAGACAAUCUUAUAUUAUCCGACCAACAUCCCUUGUAUGAUGAUAUUGCGACGAAUUUCUACUCAAAGAGACAAGGAGCCCCUAAAUACGACAUGGAUCCUGAUGUUUCAAAAGGCCUCGCUGGCCGAAUAGAGAAAAACGACAGCUUCAUUCCACAAAGUUCUCUGGCAUUACCGCUUCAAGAUGUUGGUGACAGCAUGCCUAGCCUGGAGCAGGAUCAUAGCAUGAGUGUUUAUUACCACAUGCCAUACUCGGUCCACAUUCACAAAUCCAUGCUUCUUCGAGGAGCCAACCCGCCGCCGCGGAUCUUGGAGACGCCGGACAUUGAGGCCACCAAAGCAAAAGCGAGCAGUUCGGGCCGAUCAUUUGGUGGUGUCCCGUUUCGAAAUGGUGAUCGAGGUGGCCGCAUGAAUUAUCGCGGUCGUGGCAACCACAAUCAUUCGGCUCCUCAAUAUGCGAAUCCCAACUUUGUACCUCCGCCUCACAUUGCUGAACGGUUUCCACCCCCUCAAAACCAGGGAUACGCUCCCCAACCACCUGGAAGGGGUGACUACUACGGUAGUGGCCCACCACCACCGACUCGUGGCCCAUACCAGUACGGCGGCUCCCAGUUACCACCUUACUCAGGAUCACCCCAGAGCCACCGAGGAGGGGGUCACUUCAAUGGUCAAGGGCCCCCGCCACCCCCAGGAAAUUACGGACGGGGUAACGACUACUAUGGACAAGCUCCAAGGGGACAGUAUUACGGUGGAAGGUAG